GUGUUGGGUUAAUUUUUGGUUGCUUCUACUGCAAGCAGGAUUUCCUGCUGAUUUAUUGAGGAACAGAUUGGAGUUGCAGAAGCUGUCCGCAUCAGCAGCAACAAGAUAGAUGUGCAGUUCGAGCAAGUACUUGGUGUGGGGGACAGCAUGCAGCAGUUCCGUAGAGUGUUUGCAGAUCAAUGGAGUCGAUCGUCGCUGUCUCCAAAGGUUUUGCUGGCAGAGUGGUCCAGUAUUGGAGGGGGUAGUCGAUUUCCAUGUUCCAACUGCUCUGGUGGUAUGAUGAGGAGUGGUGUUGCCACGAAACGACUUCUAACUGUCCGGCCAUGGAAUCUUGCCGGCCACUCACCGUUAUCAAAUCCACUGCCGGCAUGUAUCCGAGGAAAGAAUGCCUGCGGGAAUUUUCCCCCUUCUGUGAUUGGAGGAACUACUAGAGGAUUUGGGACUUAUAACCAUAAUCCCAGUGCCAGUGCCAUUGUAGGUGAGCAGUCACCUCCCCUCUCUGGCACACCGGCGUCUCCAGGAGUGAUUGCGAACGCCGCCGGCUUUCGAUCGCUUGAAGAUGCCACUACAUGUGGAGGAAUACCUCCUGCUUCUAACCCCCCCCCUCCUCGAUCUGACCCUGGUUAUGGGUAUAUAAGCAUAGAUGGCAGGAGUGCAGUUUGUGUAUCAAUGCUACUGGGCUUUGCAGCGGGAGCAGGUAUGGCCACUUACAUAUCACAAAGGGGGUCUAAGGAAGAGGAGCUUCAGCAGACACUUGGUGCCAUCGCUUCUCAGAUUGCACAGCAGGACAGACAGAUAUCUCAGAUCCUCGAAGGCCGGUCUCCACACGUAGAAUUGCUGAAACCCAGUGCUGCGCGCACCUUCACUCCAAUCCGACUGCAAGAAGACCCAGGGACUUUGACCCAGGGAUUGUCGCCGCCUUUGGCGUGGAAAGGCGGCCUUCGCACAGAUGACGAUGCGCACAAGCAAGGAGAGGCCUUGCAGCAGGUCCUUCACAGGCACUCCAUUGCAGAUGCUGCGGCCAAAGCCGCACCCGCAGUUGUUAACAUUAAGGUCACGAUCGGCAGCAGGGGCAUGUCGUUUGGUCAGUUUUCGGGCACUGGAUCUAUAAUUAAAGCAGAUGGCACCAUCCUGACGAACGCUCACGUGGUGGCGGAAGUCUCAGGAAGAAGCCCUUACCAGGGAAAACUUCUUGUUACGAUGCACGACGGGAGAUCGUUUGACGGAGAAGUAGUAAGCUUUGACUCCUUGGCGGAUAUCGCGGUCGUCAAGGUGAAAUCGAGCUUACCCUUGCCCACAGUGAAACUGGGGACGUCACGGAACCUUCGACCCGGCGAUUGGGUGGUUGCACUGGGAAGCCCCCUCCAUCUGCAAAACACAGUUACCGCAGGAAUAGUCAGCUGUGUGGACCGAAAGAGUAGCGAGAUCGGCCUGCGUGGCGGAAGGAUGGAAUAUAUUCAAACUGAUGCAGCAAUUAACCAAGGCAACUCCGGCGGGCCGUUGAUCAACUUAGAUGGAGAGGUGAUUGGAAUCAAUAACAUGAAGGCGGUUGCUGCGGAUGGCGUUAGCUUUGCGAUCCCCGUGGAUACGGCAAUGAAAGUCGUCGAACAGCUUUCAAAGCAUGGACGGGUGAUUCGACCUUUCAUCGGUAUGAAAAUGUUGGAGCUGAACGAUGCGAUCGUCAACCAGUUGAAAGAGAGAGACAGCAGCUUUCCCGAUGUCGAGGCCGGAAUAUUGGUUCCACAGGUGAUCGCAGGAUCGCCGGCUGCCCGAGCCGGUAUGAUGCCAGGGGACGUUGUCGUUGAAUUUGAUGGGCAACAGGUAACAACGGUACGACAGAUUAUGGAGCUGCUUGGCGACAGAGUUGGAGAGAAGAUAAAGGUCGUAGUGAAAAGGGCACGGGGGAAGACGGCUGUCCUUCACAUUGUCACGGAAGAGAUUACGAACGAUCUCUGAUAACGCGCGACAAGAAAGCAGAGUUCAUUCUUUUUGCUGAGAGUGUGCUCGCACUAGGACUUUUCUGUACGUAUCUGACGGCGAUUAUAGCGGCGCUGGGUGUAUCUGGUCGCAAUCACGUCCAGAGUUGACUCAAAAAGCCCUACGGUAGUUUGAGAAUACCCGCAGUCCUGACAAAAUUUUUGCGAAAGGAGGACACACCGCGAGAUGCAUCAUUGCAGAAGACGUCGCAAUUUCUUUUUUGCUAAUAGUGGUGGCUUCUGUCUCUUCUGAUAUUGAACGACAACGACUGCCUUUGAGGACCACCACCCUGGUGACCAGCAGGAGGCCCCCCAGCCCACCAAACCAGGUGGGCUGGGGGCGCUGUCAGAUCGUCGAUCCAAUGCCCCCGCAACGC
Molecule: messenger RNA, 2353 nt
Organism: Chara braunii
Lineage: Eukaryota; Viridiplantae; Streptophyta; Charophyceae; Charales; Characeae
Source: the annotation of a GenBank genome assembly